UGAUCAACCGAGACCACAUUUAACUUUAAUUGUGCGUUGUGGGUUAGCGCGACACAUCUUCUCGUUCUUAAAACUUUAACAAUUUUCUAAAAUCCAUUAGUUAACUUUCGAUCUUUGACACGAAGGCCACAUAUUCAGGUCCAAAAUGAUAGUCUUCUUUAUUCUUCCAUUAUUGGCAGUUCCAGUCUUGUCAUCUUUCGAUAAACUAAAUUGUUAUCCUGGAAGUUUUGUUGUCGCUCUAUCAGAUGGAGGAAAAGCUCACGUAGAUGGAGCGGAAGUGAGUGCCCUUUUCCGAAGGGACAAGGUUCGCGUUUAUACAUAUCCAGAUACGGCUGAAGCUGACGUUAGAAUCAAUGGCACGAUCCUAAUGUUUAAAGGUAACUUGUCCAUCGCAAAUUCAGGUGCACCAUCACAAAUAAUUGAGCAAGUAGCUUAUUUUCAAACGAAAGGUAUUGGGAAAUUGAAGGAACAUCAUCACAAGACUAAAUUUACUGAAUGUGAAAUUUCCUUUGUGAACAAUGAGUCUGAGAGUUUGGAUAUCCCUCAAGAAGUGGAAGACGAAUUUGAAAGAAUUGCACAUUAUUGCAUCGCCUACCAAAUGUGCGCAAAAAUAGAAACCAUCCAACCGGAAGAUUAUGACAUUUUAACAAAUCCUGACAAUUCCGGUCCAAUUUAUGUUUAUUAUAAAGAACAAAAAACAGAUCAAUUUUCUACUGUCAAUUACACGAUUGAUGAAACAAAAGAGGAUGUAGAACUUCAGUCAUUUGUCAACACUAUUGUCGACAUUACCUUGGCUGAAGUUAUUAGUCAGUUAAAGAAAAAACAUGACGAAAGCAUUAAGAUUCCCGACAUAAAUAAACGUUUUUCGUUUGGGUCUGGCUUUUUCAAAACGAGUGGUAAUUUUGAUGCUACGGAUGGCCAUUUUAGCGACCUCACAACUUUAAAAAGAACGAACGACGCAGUACUUGAACGUCAGGGCUCAAAAUUUGCCGCAUCAUGUGGUUUUGGACUUUCCACAGCCAGAAUUAAAUACGAUCAUUACAAGAUAAAAUACGGCCUUAUAAAAGUCAGUGGGCAGAUGUCCGCAGAUGUGAACGGAAUAGCUAUUAACUCCAAAGUUUCUGUAGAUUAUAAUCAGCAGCCUUGUAAAGCCGAGAUAGAGUAUUUUAGGAUUUCAGAAUUUGGAAAAGUCAAGAUCAGGGUUACUGGAUUAGGACCACUCAAUUCAUUAGCUUCCUCUUUAGUGACAUGGAUAACGAAAAAGUUGCAUACAGAUAUUGCGGAUUUAAUUGAAACAAAAGUAACAGAUAUUAUGCAGACUCAAGUCGAGAAUUUUAAUUGUGAAAAAUACAGAUCAUAUGCCAAAUUUGAUCCGUCUCCUAUAAAUAUUCACUGAAAAUGAAAGCUUUAUAUAUAGGAAGACAAAUACUGGUUAAAAAUGCUUUAAAAAGUCUUUUAUGAUAGACUCGAGACAAUUUUUUAAUUAUCAAAAUUCCUCAACAG
Molecule: messenger RNA, 1503 nt
Organism: Belonocnema kinseyi
Lineage: Eukaryota; Metazoa; Arthropoda; Insecta; Hymenoptera; Cynipidae
Product: mite allergen Lep d 7-like
Exons: 9
Coding region: 146-1396 (416 amino acids)
Source: RefSeq, a predicted model, not a curated record